UAUCGUAUCUUUUCUUCUCUGUCACUCUGCAGCUCUCCUCUCCUCUCAUAUAACUCUAUCCCAUCCACAAGGAACCACACUUGCUUCCUUUAAAUCCACAAGCUCUGUGAGCCAUGGAAAGAGCACUUGCCUCCUUGUUGUCCACCAUCUACUACCCCUUUCGCCAUCAGGCAGGCCACCGUAGUAAGAACUACAGAAACGCUUACUACCACAGCACUGCAAGUACCAGCACCAACACUUAUUUCUUCCAAGGAAACAAUAAUAAGAUGACCAACAAGGGACGCCCUCUCUCCCUCCAGACAGUGGAGCUUAAAGUGAGGAUGUGUUGCGAAGGCUGCGAGAGGGUGGUCAAACAAGCCCUUCUGAAGCUUAGAGGAGUGGACUCGGUGGACGUGGAGUUGGAAUUGCAGAAAGUGACAGUGACGGGGUACGUGGAGCGGAACAAGGUGCUGAAGGAGGUGCGUCGGAGCGGGAAGAAGGCGGAGUUCUGGCCCAACCCGGACAUGCCGCUCUACUUCACGACGGCGAAGAACUACUUCCACGACGAGGAGUCGUUCAGAAACAGCUACAACUACUGGCGCCACGGCUAUAACGGCGACAAGCACGGCCACGUCCGCGUGCCUCAAAGAGGCGACGAUGCCGUCAGCAACAUCUUCAACGACGACGACGUCAACGCCUGCGCUGUCAUGUGAUCACAAGCACAAAAAUAUAUGCAUAUGUAAAUUACUAUGCAGAAGUGAACAGUGGUGUGGGUGGUGUCAGUGUUGAUGAUGGGCAGGGGCUUGCGGUGUGGCGUGUAAAAGUGGCUUGCUCGUGAAAUAAAUUCCCUACGGUUUUGUGAGGAAGCUAAUUAUAAUUUCUGUGACAGUUCGGUUUUAGGUAUGUAAAUUAAAGUUUUCUUCAAAAUUUAUUUCUAAAGGGUCCGUAUUUAUUUCUA
Zingiber officinale is the source of this 937-nucleotide messenger RNA. Its product is annotated as heavy metal-associated isoprenylated plant protein 30-like. NCBI's taxonomy places the organism in Eukaryota, Viridiplantae, Streptophyta, Magnoliopsida, Zingiberales, Zingiberaceae. Gene Ontology annotation, molecular function: metal ion binding. The transcript has 3 exons. The record is from RefSeq and is a predicted model, not a curated record. Bases 114 to 692 code for a protein of 192 amino acids.